AUGAGCUCCUCUGGGAACCGGAGGUACCUACGUGAGCACCCAGAGCUCAAGGCUAUCACCACGUGGUUUAUUUCCGAAGUAAUCUAUAUGCAGCCACCGAACAUAUUGCAGUUUGCAGCGUCGUUCUUUAAGUCCAGAAUAAUGCAAGACUACGUGGCCCGGUCUUUCGGGUAUCAGGAUAAAGAUGCCCAUCUAGCUGCGCUCCGGUCUGCCGCGCUGAGCACUAUCUCUUCAUCUGUGGACCUUUGUAGAGAUGGAGAUAAUACUGAAGUUCAAGCCAACGAUCGCCGAUCAACGCAUGACAGCUCUAGCUCAUCAAUAGACAAGACCUAUCGUCGCCUGCUCAACCUUAGUGAGCAGUUGGGAGAAGUCCGGCGUCGCGGCGACCUGUCCAGCAAUAUGACCUCAGAUAGCACUUCGUUUCCCGAAGAGUUAUCAUCUAAUGUACUGGCCACUAACGUCAACGAGAUUCUCUCUAAUGCAGAGAGCUUGCAAGGCUUUGUGUCUACCCUCCCCAAGACUCUCUCAGCUCGCAGAGCAGCCUAUCUGUUGCAAAAGCUGGUGGAUACCUUUGGACCUGCUCCACACGAAGCCGCUCUAGCUAUGAGUAUAGAUAAUGUUCCAUCAGCGUCUGUCCCACCCAUUACGCUAUCAACUCUUUUACCUCUUGUCAAUAACAGGCUUUGGGGCAGUGCAUACGACUCAGAGCAGCAAAGUGGAGUCACAUCCAUGUAUGAAGCUGGGCUGUCUGGCCAUACUGUAGGAAGUGUGCCACAUUCUACAAUAGAGGCAAGUCAUGUGCUUAAGGAACUUUUAAGUUGUCACAGGCCUGGUCUCUUUGUAGGGGACUGGGAUGUGGAACUGCCUGCUGAGGCACAAGAAUCAGUCGCUCCAUACCGCUCUAUUGUUACGGAAAAUAUUGCAUUUCGCUUUCCCACGGUUGGUGUUAGUACUACCGAUACCAACUACGGUUGCCCUACUGGCUUUGUCGACUAUAAAGUAGUAGCAAGCAAACCCUUUACCUCUACGUUUUUUCAGGCAUACGAUAGGCUGAAGGAGAUAGAUUCUGUUCCGUUAGAUCCAUCCCUCUUGACAGCCCCCGGUAUCCUUGUCCAGCACACAAUUGGGAAUCUUCUUUCAUGCCCCCUUCUAGUUCCUGUAACACUGCACUUGCGAAGCUCCUUGCGGUCUUGUCUCUUUAUUUCUCGGGGAGGACUGCUCCAAUGGUGUUCACUGCUAGGCUUCUCUAGCUAUGAAUUUAAACAUGCUAGCAUCGCAGCAAUCUUAAACACGAGCCUAUUAGCAUCAGCGACUCUCAAGACAACUUUAGAACAAUCGCAAAGCCAACCUAUUAUCGACUCAACUGCACAACCUGAAGCAUCGCAUGUAGGUACACCCUCUUCUUUGCCUAUCACUGGUGCAUCUGGAAGGCUGCGAUUUAGUGACAUGCUCUCUCAGAUGGAGGCAAGUUGUUCUCCCAAGGUUCCUCCCAGCGAACGGUUGAGAGACAACAAAGAAAGCAACGAAGGCACUCACAAUGAUCCAGUCAUAUUUACAACUGACUCAAUCCCGCCACUGGGCCCAUCCCCGAGGCAGCAACGAUGCCCUACCCUACUCUAUGAAGAAAUUAGCCCUGACCUUCUGACUUUCUUUCGAGCUGUGGCACCACACAUAUCUGGAAUAAGUGUUGAAGAGUAUGAGUAUGGUGUCCUGGACAUCUGUACUUUUCUUCCCAGUACGUACUUUUGUUGCGCUAAUUUAGAGAUUGAGGAAGUUACCGAAAGCUUGCGUGCAGAAAGGACCCCAUUUAAGGGCAUGAGUUUGGAUGCAAGCGAAGUCUAUAUAGGAAUGCUUUGCCCAUCGCUUCCUCUUCGCUAUCUCUUUUCUGUUAACUCGAUAUUUCCAGAGCUGGGAUAUGGCUGCUUUCGUCUCUUCAAGUAUCUCCCUGUCAUAGUGCGAGGGAGCUACCCCCAUGCUGAGCCUGAUAGUAUGUGCGUCGUUUUCACCAGUAUCCUCCCAACAACACACUGUGAUAACAUUGUUCCAGGAAGAAGCGUUCUGACCAAUUUGCAACAAAAAGGUUCAUCGGUUUCAGUUUCUAGUUAUUACGAGUUCUAUACUCUUCCACCUUCCGCACGGUUGUUGGAGGGCAUCAAUACAGAGGUCCACCGCAUGCUGGAAAAGGCACAGAUACACGUGUCCACCGUUCGUUAUAUACUCCUGUCUUCAACAACUAGCUACGGCCGCAGCACCUUAACUUCUGAGGACACAGGCAACUUUCUGUCCAACUCCUGGAUGGACACGUACAUCCUGCCAAACAAGACUACACCGAACUAUACCUCUCAAACUAUCUUACGCUUCCAUGAGUUUAUGAACUAUGCAUACAAGUCCCCCGAGUACUCGGAGCUUUUGCAGAAGCCAUACGAUUAUGACGACCCCCAAGCAGUUGAUGUUUCUGUCGCUGUUUUCUUUUCAUUGUGGGAUAUCGCAGAAGAAGACUACAUUGGUGCCAUACCAGUGAGAGACUUCACUGGGACUAUAGGUUCUUCUGCCCUCUCUAAGCCCUAUAAGCAUCUACUUCAGACAAAACUCGUUACAAUCCACUCGUAUAAAAAUUAUCUAUCGCAGCUACAACCCUUACAGAAAUUUGUUCAGAGAGAUGUCAUGGCUAAGUUCCCGUUAGUGCUGGAUAAGCUGCUUUAUCGCGACUUGCUAUCGUGCAAGGUUCUCCCUUGGCUAGGCCCGGUGGAGUACGUAUCUUUUUUAGCAAAGACUGCUCACACGCCUCUCUUUUGUUACUUAGCGCACAAGCUGCGAGACUGUGCCUGCUAUUAUCUUCCCAUUAUUUCCGACCACAAGCGGAGCCUUCUCGUUGCAACGGACGAAGGAGAGAAGGAAGCAGAAUGUAUGGAUCUCAUCGCUGGACUGGCGACAGAUCUGAUUUCCAGACUCAAUAACCGCAUGACGGAUCAGAAGCUUCAUCCUAGCACAACUAUUGAUUUGGUAGCAUGUUUUUCAGCCAAAAUCCUCGCUGGAGGAACACCCUCCUAUGAAGCAAACGAUGUGCACCAUGACUCAAUGACCUGCACCAAAUCGUGCUCCACAGCUGCAGUGAAGAGUCGCGUUUACCAAACACGCUCAGUGGUCUAUCCAGAUAAUACCGUUAGUUCCUUCCUAGCGACGUUCCCGUCCCUUUUCUCGACCGAGGCGCAGCUGUACCUUACUCGCCUCACUCUUAGUCAACUACUCGAUGCACUCUGCCACACCUACUCCCUCGCAUUUGACAGUGGCCAGAGAAGCGUGCAUACAGUCUGUGAUUCACUCCCAUACUUGACAAAUGUUGGCCUCUACUACGAUGCAUCCAAGCCAGAUAAUACCGGAUCCUUUCUCUUCAAUUUGGAAAGGUUCUCUUAUGACUUAAUUUCCCAGCUUAGGUACUCUGUCGCAAAAGAUACAAUUGUAAGCAAAGUGGAGGAGAACUAUGCACUCUUUGAGAAAAGCCAUAUCCUAGAACUGGUCCACAAGCACCGCAUAAUAAGUGAGGACAUGGAGAAGAGUGUCUUGCUAUUGACAGACAAACACAUGAUUAAUUCGCCCAUCGGCAUAGCCAGAAAGUUGACGCUGGAGGUCCCUGGCCACGAAUGGAGCCCCAUGGUCAUUCCUCUUCGUGUGAGACGAUACAACCAGAUAGAGGAGAAGUACGAAUUUGUUGACGACAAGAAGCCGAUCAGCUUGCACUUGACUGCGGGUCACGCAUUGGUGGGCAGGUACUACCCUGGUCUAGAUCCUGAAAAGGGCAUCUAUGUCAUGGAGGACCACAUGCGGCGCGCCAUCUACUCUGUACCUUUCCCAAUAGUGUCCUCCUCCGGGACAGUAGGGGCACUCUCAGCGGCAGCGUGGGGCCACCUGCUGGAGAUGAUCCACUAG
Giardia duodenalis is the source of this 3927-nucleotide messenger RNA. RefSeq lists its product as uncharacterized. The record is from RefSeq and is a predicted model, not a curated record. The transcript has a single exon. The coding region runs from base 1 to 3927 and encodes 1308 amino acids. NCBI's taxonomy places the organism in Eukaryota, Fornicata, Diplomonadida, Hexamitidae.